GACACUAGGCGACGAGACGACAACUUAUUUUGGCAAGAGGAGAAGGCGAAUGAAAACGAUUGUGCCGAAGAUGAGGACUGGUGGGUCACUGGCACCGAUGAGACAGGAGACAUUUGGGUUAAUGAACAGACUGCAGUAGAGCCACAACUUGCUUUGAAGUCGGCUGAUCUCAGGCAUGAUAGUUCUACAUCAGCUUUUAAACCUAAAUCCAACUCUCAUCAACCAUCAUCACUGUUACCGGUCCUGAAGGAUGUAGUGGCUCUUGAACCUAACCCUAACAAGUUAAGUCAGCGAUCAACGUUGUCCUCACAUCAUACCACUUCACACCCUUCGACAAAUCCAACGAAAGUAACAACCUUGGUCGAAUCGGAGUCAUUGAGGGUCGCUUUAUCGUCUGAUUGUGUAGAACCGGCUGACUGGGGCUGGGAACAGGCUUCGUAUGGCGAUGAUAUCAGAUCGGCAACUAAUACGAAACGCGGUAACCUAGCGACCAGCUCGGUUGGCUUGCGCCAUUCUCCUGAAGCUAAAGCUUACUGCACUCCUAAAUCAGUUGCCAAUUCUACUUCAUCUGACCGGGCCGGUAAAUCCACGGCUGGACUGGAUCUCUCUUGGAAUGCAGACUCUUUCUUUUCUGAUUUUCAGGCCAAUCUGCCCAAGGAGAGAUCUAAAGUUACUCCAAAGCACACACCCAUUGAUGGCACCAUUCCCGCAACCGAGGCAAAACAGUUCAGUCAGGGCCCUGUUCCUGCCAAGCAGGUGACUUAUUCUAGUGCUACUUCUAAGGAAAGCAUUAACAAGCCAAUGCAGUCUCGCAAAUCGACACCACAAAAAGAUAAUGAUGAUUGGGGAAAUUGGUAG
This is a messenger RNA of Protopolystoma xenopodis, 858 nucleotides long. The record is from the annotation of a GenBank genome assembly. Lineage: Eukaryota; Metazoa; Platyhelminthes; Monogenea; Polystomatidea; Polystomatidae.